Molecule: messenger RNA, 2168 nt
Organism: Bombyx mori (domestic silkworm)
Lineage: Eukaryota; Metazoa; Arthropoda; Insecta; Lepidoptera; Bombycidae
Gene: CCE-un1
Product: carboxylesterase clade H, member 1
Source: RefSeq, marked provisional
GAUGAUUUGGCACUGGUCCUGUGUUGUUGUUCUGCUGACUUGGUCAGCUCCCGCUACAGCUGUUGUCGGAGGUGCGCCGGCGUCACCUCCGGAACCCGAUGCAGCUGUAGUUUUCAUCCAGCGACAUGGCAGAAGCGCGAGGCUAGAGGGUCUCAAAGACGACAAACUCGGUUACUACACUUUCUUUGGGAUAAGAUAUGCUGAGCCACCGCUAGGACCACGAAGGUUCCAACGGCCAGUGAGGCAGUAUUUAGCAAGUGAGCUGAACGCCACGAGACAAUGCUUACCGUGUCCGCAACGAGACCCUUACUAUCCCGACCGAUUUAUUGGUCACGAAGAUUGUUUGUGUCUCAAUGUAUUCGCUCCCAAAAUGCCUGGCGAUGAACGAGGUUGCCCAGUAGUCUUCUUUGUCCACGGAGGCAACUAUAAAAGCGGUUCUGCGUCUGCGUAUGGAGGCCAACAUCUUACUCAAAAAGAUACUAUAUUGGUGACGGCGCAGUAUCGCUUAGGAUCUUUAGGAUACCUUAGUACUGAUGAAAGAGAUGCAGCUGGAAACGUUGGUUUGUUUGACCUACAUGCUGUAAUGGCCUGGAUUCAAGACUAUAUAACGUUUUUUGGUGGUGAUCCAACUCGAGUUGUUGUAAUGGGCCAAGGUUCGGGUGGGAGCGCUGCAUCACUUUUAGCAAUGUCAGCGGAAGGACGUACCGCGACUGGUGUCGCUGCGUUAUCAGGUGCUCCUCUAUCACCAGGGGCAGUUAGACCUGAACCAGCUAAACACGCCGAUACCAUAGCAGAACGUACUGGAUGCCCAAAGAGACCUGCAGAGAGUCUUAUUAAGUGCCUUCGACAGGUACCCGUGGAAAAACUAAUUAUGGCCGAUGAAGACUUAAGCAUGGAUAACGCUAUGGACACAAUGAAAUUUUUGGAUGAAAUAUCUGGACGCUCAGGUGCUGGAGCUCGCGUAGAAGGUGAGGAUGACAAACGAGCCUUGCCACCAAUUGUAUCGGAGAAACCGGCUGAUUCUUUAAAAAAGAAAACGAAAAGACCUCCUAUGUUGACAGGUGUCACUUCUGCAGAGACAUCCAGAGCCGUUUUCGGAAAAUACAACAAGUUUCUAACUAACCAAUUACAGGCCGUUAAGGACUUCAUUAAAAAAGACUUGGUCGGUGGUCUACAAGGUGUUGUGCAAGGCGUCGAUGGUCUACUGCCUAUAACGGCAGUGGUCGGAUCUAUACUUCCUAUAUCAUUGACGGAUUACUAUGGAUCGGUCUUCAAUACAACUUUAAACGCAGUCGAUGGUCUAUCUCAAAUAGUUGAAGCCACAGGUGAUGCUUUGUUCAACUUUCCUGCGUACCAGAGUGUUCGCCAGUGGAGCGCAGGGGGUCCCGCUUAUCUAUAUAGCUUUGAAUACGUUGGGAACCUUAGUAAAGGGUCAUAUUUUCUACCUGGACUUGCCCUUACUGAUAACUCAAAUGAUAUGAAAGUAUAUGAAAACAAAAUGAAGGGCCCAGCUCACGGAGAUGAGCUUGCCUACAUAUUCGAACCGUUGGACAACGAAGGAAAAUCAAUGAGUGGUGCAGUAUCCGACAGUGAUGCUAAAGUUAGGGACAACUUUGUAGAUCUCAUUUCCAAAUUCGCGCACAGCCUUAAUGGAGAAGAGAACAAUACAAAGACGAAUUUGAUGGGCUUGCAACCGUAUUCAGAAGAAAAUGAUCAGUUCUUAAAAAUCAAUGAUGGCAUCAAAACAGAUAAAGGGUUUAGGUUUUGCCAGAUGGGCUUAUGGGGUGGAAUGGCGGAUAGACUAACAGGAGCUCUCUGCAAAAAUUUAAUUGGGGAUUUGUUAUCCAAAUUGCCGAUACCCUUGCCAGUGGACAAGUUGCCGGUAGAUAAUCCUUUGAACAAUUUGGGAUUAGGCAAUCUCGGAGGAAACAAACUACCAUUAAACAACCUUGGGGGAAAUAAAAACAUGCUGGUGCCAGGUCUGCUCGGCAGGAAGCCUACAGAGCCGCCGAGGGUCCAACAAGUAACCAGGAGGACAACGCGAGGCUCUCUCUUUGGACUUCCUAUAGACUUUUAAGUUCAUUACCUCUGCAAUAAUUAACAUGUUAUGUAAAUUGUUUGCCUGAUAGGACUAUAAAUUAAUUAAAAAACAAAAAUUAAUAUUGUCU